AUGCAGGUGGCUUAUAGAAAUGAAAGUUUUAAACCCGAAGAAGUUGGGAAAAACUAUUCGAUGGAUAUUGGUCCAUCUAACGGUCCUUCGAAUCAGCUUCGUAGUGCUUGCUUCAAGGGAAGAUUGGAUAUCGUCAAGCAGCAACUGGCAAAAAAUCCCAGAUUAGUAUGCAAAAAAGACGAGCACGAUAUGACGCCGCUACACAUUGCGACCAUUUGUGACAAUGCUGACAUCGUUAACGAGUUGAUAAAACAUAGAAGCGUAUCACUCGCAGCAAACAACCGGGAGGAAACACCACUGCAUAUGGCAGCAGCUGAAGGACGUCUCAAGAUUGUGGAGUAUCUGAUGAGAAAGGCCGGUUCUGAUGGAGAGUUAGAGACAUUGUUGUCAUCAAAGGAUGGAAAUGGAUCCACUCCACUACACGUUGCUAUAUACAGCAAUCACGAGGAGAUCAUUUUUCGUCUAAUCGAGAAAAGCAUACCUUAUGGUCGAAAAAUUUUAAAUGCUGAACAGAACAACAAGAUGACACCAUUGCAUUUAGCUGCCUGUACGGGAAAUAUCAACGUUGUAAAGAAGUUAGUUUCGCAUAAAGUUGACAUCGAUCCAAAAUGGGAGAAUGGAGCCACUCCUCUAGUGACAGCAGCAAAGUACGGCCACGCAAGAAUUGUGGUGUAUCUGCUAGAGUGUAAUGCGGAUUGGAAAAAAAAAACUAAAAAAGGCUAUACUGCAUUAUUGACUGCAGCAAAAUAUGGCAGAGCAGAUGUUGUCCAAUGCAUGGUCCAUCGAGUAAAUGCACGUGUCACUGACGACAAGGGCCGCAAUAUUUUUCACAUAUGUGCUGCUAGAGAUGAAAAAGAGGUUUUAAAAAAGUUCUUAUUGGAAAAAAAUGCUAGUAAAAGUCUAAAAGACAAAACACAGAAGACGCCGUUACACUUGGCUGUAAUUAGUGGACACGUCAAAGUCGUCAAAUCACUUCUAGAUUCUAACAUCAGAUUAGUUCAUGACUAUGAUGAGCAUGGAAAUACAGCUCUUCAUCUUGCUGCAUUAGAGCAACGCGCAAAUUGUGUGCAACAACUUCUUAAAGCUGGAGCUAAUUUCAGAGUCAGAAACAAUGAUAAACAAACACCUUUGGACUGCUGUGCUUUCAAAGGCCAAAUUAAAGGCGCCGAAAUAUUGUUGGAGUCUGGGGCACCUCUGUCACUGGAAAACAAUGAAAAAAAUCGUAAGACACCGCUUCAGUGGGCUUGCAAAGGUGGGCACGUGGAACUGGUCAAGCUAUUCAUGAGAAAAGGAGCUUUGGCUAUUGAUAAAGAUUCUAAAGGAAGAAAUGCGUUGGAUAUUGCUGCAGAUAACAGAAAAGGAGAUUGUGCGCUUGAAAUUAUUAAAGGCCGUGAUUGGAAGAAAGCGCUGAAAAAUGUCACGCGCAGAUCAUGUGAUGACGAGUCAAAAAAAUCUCGUGUUGUUGAUGAUACUCCAAUGAGAAAGUUGAUUCGAAAUUUGCCCGAGGUUGCUGAGGAGGUUUUUGAAAAAUGCUCUAGAUUUGAACCUGAUUCUAAGGAGAAUCAGAAAGAAAAGCAGCAUUUGUUCAAUUUUGAAUUUGUUGACGAUUUUUACCAUCGUGGAAACUGGAAUAAAUUAGAGGAUGAGGACAACGGAACGAACAUACCAAUUUUGCCGUUGAGAGAAGAAAAGAAAAACCAUUGCCUGGAAAUAAUUAUUGACUCUAAAAAUACUGAACUACUUCGGCAUCCUCUUAUACGAAGACUAGUUACAUAUAAAUGGGAAGAUGCAAAUUUGCGUUUCCUGUUCUGGACAAUUUUUUUAUUCUAUGCUGUAUUCAUGUUGACUUUCAACAUAUACAUGGCAACAACUCCACCACCUUUUUCCAUAAAUACAACAUCUACAUCUUACAAUGGUUCUUGUGUUCAAGUCAUUGAAGAGGCGCAAGAAGUUUGGGGUGCCGAAUGCAAUCUGAAACAUUCAGAAUGGCAGAGAUAUGUAGGAUAUGUCUCGAUAGCUUUUGCAACACUAAAUCUCCUGAAAGAGAUUGUGCAACUUUUACGUGAUGUAAAGAAUUACUUCAAGGAAGUCACAAAUUGGAUUGAGAUGACCCUGUUUAUUUCUUCAAUUGCAACAAUGGUGCCCUGGACAGAAUACACCAGAAAUACCGGAGUUCUAAUGGUAUGGCAAUGGCAAUUGGGAUCAGUUGCCAUAUUUUUAUCAUGGAUGGAAUUGCUAUUCUUCGUGGAAAGUAUUCCGAAAUUUGGAUUGGGAAUUUACGUGCUUAUGUUCGCAAAUAUUGUCAAAACUUUUCUUAAAUUCCUGAUUGUGUUGUCGGUUUUUGUCUUUGCGUUUGCAUUCACAUUCCAUGCACUCUUUCAAAAUCAGGUUGCCUUCAUGUAUUUGUGGAAUUCUAUUGUUAAAACAAUUGUUAUAAUGAUUGGUGAAAUUGAAUAUGACUCGAUGUUUAACUCUGAACAUACCAGCUCUGAAUACUCAGUUCAAGUUCAUUAUAACGAAAUCUCCUACUUCGUUUUUGUUGUAGCUUUGAUGACAAUGAGCAUAAUAGUAAUGAACAUGUUGGUUGGAUUGGCCGUUGAUGACAUCAAACAAGUUCAAAACAAAGCCGAAUUAAAGUCAAUAUCGCAGCAUGCUAAGUUAGUUCUCGAAACGGAAUAUUUGCUCCCUCGUUGGUUGAACAACUGGAAAAUGAUGUUGAGUAAAACGACUCUUAAGCAAAGUGACACAGACAAGCGGGAGAUAAAGAAAUACCAUUCAAGAAAGAAAGAUGACGGAAAGCGAAUUGAAGAGAAAGUACAAAAUGUCAAAGCUGACGUCCAAGCGUUGCGCAUGCGACUACAUGAUAUCAAUAAAAGAACUCAAAGCAUUGAAUCAAUGGUGAAAAUUAACAUGAAAUAUAAUGAAUUCGAUUACGAUGGUGACGACGAUGAUCUUGACGUUUAAAUGCGUUUACGUCCAGUAUGUUGCGUAUAAUAUAGACCAGCGUUUCUCAAACUUUUGUUGCCAUGGAUCAUCUAAGCUUUUUUAUCUCGCCUAACGGAACACCAAAAAUUAGACGGUGAAAUUGGUAGAUGGUUUCAAAAACUGGCACGAGGCCCGUCCGCCUGUUUAGAUAGCAAGGCCUCUUUUGUCUGUUAGGAGACAAAUUUCGAUCCAGAGUCGCCGAAGUACGACCGAGAUCGCCAUAACCAUAACAAAUUCAGUCCCAUUUUGGAUUGCAUUUCUGCGGAACACUCACGAAACAGCAGUGUUCCGCGGGACACAGUUGGAGAAACGCUGAUAUAGACAAUGGACCGCAAUAUAGUAGAAACGCUUUGCUAAGUAUAUAAAACUUGAUUUGAAACAAUAUAUUUUAGACAUAGUUUGCGUCUAUUGAUUAUCAUCUAUCAUGCAUGCGUGUACAAUAAGUAAAAAGAGGAAUACUUCUUUUCGUGAUUUCCAAUUUCUUUUAAUUACAUACAAAAAAUUAUUCGUACAGAAAUGUAUGUGAGAAAAUGGUUUAUCAAGUUUUGUAGAAGUUUUUCUCGUAAAAGUAAAUUAAUAAUACCUGUGUAUAUAAGAGCAUAAAUAUUUCCUCCUGACAAUCAAGAAAUUUACAAGAAUGAUCUGUUUUUGGAUAAAACUGUUUUUGACAUAUUUCUCUUACUGGGAGUAAAAGAAUUUAGUAAAUAACUACUAUGAUUUUCUUGUGUGUAUUUUAUUAUUUUACAAAGUCGUUUGAUUUUUGUGCCUAUUCUGAUGCUCGUGACAGCAAACACUUCCGUAUAUGUCUGUACGACAAAUGUUAAUAUAUAAAUAUCUAAUGUCUGUGUUUAUUAUUUUAUAUUUACUGGAUAAUCAUAAAAUCUCACACCUUCCCGCAUUUCAUUUUCUAAAAUCGAAAAAAGAAGGGCUUGUUUUAAAUCAAUUUAUUCCUGUAUUUUUUCAUGAGAUACACCUUCUAUCUCCGUGAAACUACGCCAAAACAUUACAUUCUGGCAGCUGCACACGCAGCCGGAAUUUUAAUUUCAAAAUUGUAAGUAAAAUUUCUUAU
Styela clava is the source of this 4054-nucleotide messenger RNA. The record is from RefSeq and is a predicted model, not a curated record. NCBI's taxonomy places the organism in Eukaryota, Metazoa, Chordata, Ascidiacea, Stolidobranchia, Styelidae.